Molecule: messenger RNA, 1178 nt
Organism: Zophobas morio
Lineage: Eukaryota; Metazoa; Arthropoda; Insecta; Coleoptera; Tenebrionidae
Product: caveolin-2-like
Exons: 4
Coding region: 542-1063 (173 amino acids)
Biological process (GO): caveola assembly
Cellular component (GO): plasma membrane; caveola
Molecular function (GO): molecular adaptor activity
Source: RefSeq, a predicted model, not a curated record
UUUUUGUAAGGCAACUCAGUUAACACGCUGUCCUAAGUGACGCAAACUGAAUCAGGGCUUGGCAUAAACUUUCUUGAAAGGUUCUGAGUGAGCCCUACCCACAUAGGGUGUUGGUCCUGGAAGGAAAUAGGGUUGGGUUGGAUGCAAGAAAAGCACUGAAAAGCUUCUAGGCAGUGAUGUCUAACCGCGGAAAGGCGACCGGACCACCCUCCAUGGCUCCUACAUGUAGAGAGUGUUUGGGUAGACUAAUUUUUAUUGUUUUUUUCCUCAGGUUCACCACGCCGUUUCCCAAUUACAAACGACCAUGAACAACAUUUAUAAGUUAAUCCUCAGGGCCAGGGUUUAUUCAUCUUCUCCAGCGCCGACAGUUUCCGAAGUUAUAAUUUUUACAAAAAAUGGCUCCCGAGGGAAAGGAUUACAAUUUACGUGUACUUUGGACGCUACAUGUGCACAGUGACCAACGCCGGCGUAUAAGAAACUUGUUGAUUGUUGAACGGGGGUGUUGAUAAUGGCCAGUUGUUUUCACCACUGCAGCGCGUAAAUGCCCUUUAAAAAAUUGAGCGCGAUUUUCCCUCGAAACUCCGCGAGCUCUCCCAAUUCACAGUCCGCUAUGGCAAAAGAACCCAGCGACGUGAUGGACCUGGAGGACCGAGACCCGAACAAGCUCAAUCAGCACCUGCAGGUUUCGUGGGAAGACGUCAUAGGGGAGCCCGCCUCCAUCCGCAGCCCCGAAUGUGCGUGGUCCGUCAGCAACCAGUGUUUCAAACUUUCCAAGAAUUUCUGCUACGUUUGUUUGUCCGUAGUUUGCGCCCCGGUCACGGCUUUUUGCCUCGGAAUAACGUUCGCAUGCUUGUCCUUUGAGCAAAUUUGGUGCAGGACGCCUACUCUCAGAGUCUGGAAAAUCUCCUGUGCCUCCAUCAGAAAUUUCGUAGCGGUCUUCGCACACGCUAUUAUCAUCCCUUGUACCAGCGCGUGUGGGUAUUUUUGGUCGGAAAUUAAAGUCAAAACGCAUGCGAUUUCCGGCGACGUCGACGAAAAAAAGGAUGACGUGCUGCUGGUCUAAUUUCUUCCAAGAGGCUCCAAAUGACCAAUUUUAUGGUUACACUGCGUUUCAACUUCCACAUUUUCGUCGUCUUAAUGUACGUUUAUAAAUUUUGAAUAAAGAAGUCUAGGAGGAA